AUGCCCUUAGAGAUCAUUGACGAGAUCAUUGAUCAUAACCACGACGAUCCCGCCACUCUGCGAGCGUGCGCUUUGACGGCGCGUUCGUGGCAACCCCGCAGCUACAGAAACCUCUUCUCCACCAUAACCGUCACCAGCUCUGCAUCACUGUCUCGCUUCAUACACUUCUUGAAUGGCUCCCCUCACAUCGCCAGCUUCGUCGAAGAAUUAUGCUUCGAUGCACACGCCAACUACAGGGACGCGACGCUCAAGCCCUGGAUUCACGAGCUCGCCACAAUUCCCAUGGGUGAGCUCACGCGGAUCAGGAGUCUGCGGUUCUCCAAAGUGCAGUGGUCUUGUAUAGAGAAGAACGAGGCACUUCUCAGUACGCUCAGGUCAUAUUCCACAGUCCAAGAAGUCUAUUUUCGCGGAUGUAGCUUUCCAACAUUCAUCGACUUCGAGGAGUUUGUAGUCGCCAUGCCAGCCCUCACGCGUUUCUCCGUCGACCUGAUUACCUGGUCGUUCGUCGACAGAUUCCACAUCGAUCGCAUGAUGGCCGACCCACCGAAGCUGCAACUGUCUGGUGUCGAGUUUAUCCGGUUUGCGGACCCAGUGAAAUUCUGUUCGUGGCUUCUCAGGAUGCCUAUCCCGCCUACACUGCAGACGGUGGCGUUUCAUUGGGUUAUGGCUGAGGAUGCACAGAUGGUGGGCAAAUUCCUGGCCGAGCUUGGUCCCGGGCUGCGGAGUCUUCGUAUUGGAUGCCGACUUGACAAGCAUCCGGAGAUGGCAUACUGUGCGUACGAUCUGGCUCUGCAUCCGGCGACGACAAGCUAA
This is a messenger RNA of Postia placenta MAD-698-R-SB12, 813 nucleotides long. RefSeq lists its product as hypothetical. The record is from RefSeq and is a predicted model, not a curated record. The transcript has a single exon. Lineage: Eukaryota; Fungi; Basidiomycota; Agaricomycetes; Polyporales; Adustoporiaceae. Bases 1 to 813 code for a protein of 270 amino acids.